Aspergillus homomorphus CBS 101889 is the source of this 1680-nucleotide messenger RNA. RefSeq names its product trypsin-like serine peptidase. The record is from RefSeq and is a predicted model, not a curated record. The transcript is spliced from 7 exons. Lineage: Eukaryota; Fungi; Ascomycota; Eurotiomycetes; Eurotiales; Aspergillaceae. Bases 1 to 1680 code for a protein of 559 amino acids.
AUGCCCCUCAUCGCUGCCACCUGGUCGCUGCAGAGCACCGCCUCCAACGCGGCGGAAUUCUCCUUCGGUCUCCAGCAGGAGGGUGGCGAAUCCGUCUUCGAGGACGAGCGCCCACUCGUCGCACCCAUGCACUUUGCACGCGGGGGCAAAUACCGCUGCGAGCAGCCCGACGACUCGCGUCAUGCAAUGGGCACGGGAUGGCUGAUCCGGGACGACCUGCUGGUGACAGCGGGACACUGCGCGUACGACUGGAAGGACAGCUUCGGGCGAGCCAGCGAGUUCCGGCACGGGGUGCGCAUCGUCACAGCCGAGGGGUGGCUGCAGUCAUCGGCGAACCGACACAACGACGUGGCGUGCAUCCAGCUGAACGCGCCGUUCACGGGCGUCGUGCCGUUCCAGUUCGCCGACACGCCGCUGGCUGGGUCUGACUCGAUCGGCGUCGUCGGCAACCCCGGUGACAUGCGCUUCAAGGGGGAGCCUGGCGCGCAGAUGUACGAGGAGUUCAAGGCCGUGCAAUUGAUACCUACAAGGAAACUGAUGAGGUCAGGCCAAUCCGGCUCCCCCGUCCUCCUGGAGCACCAACCUCACAUCUCCAUCGGCGCUCACGUCUACGGCGACGUCGGCAACAACUCCGCUAGCCCCAUCGACUCCGACUCCGGCCUCCUUCUCGGCAAUCCCUACGCCGACUACAUCAGCGUCUUCGACCCGCAGACACAGUAUGCCGUACAGAAAUCCGGCCCCAGCACUGGGAUCCAGUAUCUGGUCCUCGAUCGCCUCGGCCACCGGCAGACCCGCUCCUCGGAAGAGAACUUCUGGGACAACCUCAAGGACGUGCUGCACGUCGGCGCGCCCAUCGUCCCGGGGGGGAUUGAAGACCUGUCUGCUGCGGCGUCGUCGCCGGGCUCGGCACAAGAGAGCAUCCUCGCUGAGGCGGCGCCGCAGGCGUUCCUGGAGGCGGACGCGGAGAAGAUAAAGGAGAUGGGCAUCAGCACCAAGAUCAUGGUCGAGUACCAGAAGGCUGCGGCCGAUGCCGAGGCCGUCGCAGCCAAGGUGCUCCCCACGGUGGUCAUGCCCGCCGCGCUGCACGUCACGCAGGAUGCUCUGGCCGGCACCAGCACAGAGUCCAGCAUGGUGACGUUCGGAACCGCGUCCGCGGCUAGGGUAUCGGCGCUCAGCAAUGGGUUCUCCUCGCCUUCGUUUGCGGCGUACUCGACUACCAUUGCUUCAUCUGGUGAUGCCGGUAGUGCGGACGCCUUCACGAUGCAUCUUGUGCGGUCGGCGCAGCGGAGACAGGUGAUGAGAGCUUCUGGAUUUAUUCCCAAGGCCAAAACGGAGAGUGCCUUCGAUAUCGAGGAGGCGCCUAUGGAUCAGCAUAUGAAGAUCCUCGGUCGCCGUGCGCUGUUGGCGGGCGCGACGCUGCGCGUGCUCCGCGAUUUGCCCUCGAACCAGCUCAAUCAGCUGGAGCAGCUGCCCUGUCCGGCUCCCACGGUGCACCACGGCCUGGGCGAGCACGAGGGCGGCGACUCGAAGAGCUUCUUCACGGCGAUCCAAUCGGCGGCGCAGAAGAUUGCUCCGGCUGUGAUCAAGUAUGCUCCGGUUGUGGUGUGGCUGUGCGCCCGGUUAUUGCGGCGUUGGCGGCCCCGAAGCAGCAACAGCAGCAGCAGACGGAGGGCAUGGUGA